Molecule: messenger RNA, 2550 nt
Organism: Ochotona princeps (American pika)
Lineage: Eukaryota; Metazoa; Chordata; Mammalia; Lagomorpha; Ochotonidae
Gene: ZMYND11
Product: zinc finger MYND-type containing 11
Exons: 15
Coding region: 334-2118 (594 amino acids)
Biological process (GO): regulation of transcription elongation by RNA polymerase II
Molecular function (GO): protein binding; transcription corepressor activity; DNA binding
Source: RefSeq, a predicted model, not a curated record
GCCCAGAGCCCAAGGAGGAGGCCGAAAGCAGAGGAGAUAACCCCUGCUGACGAACGGGGAAAGCAGGGGACGCCGAAGACAUAGAUGAAGAAGGUGAACUGGAAGGAAAAUGGUGGAGAUAUUGACAAGGAGGCCGAAACACCUACAGAAAAUGACAACCAUGGCUAAAUAGGCAGUUGAGGGAAAAGCUAAGCUUGGAAAAUCCCUGUGGCCUCUCUCUGUACUCUCCACGUCCUGUCCUAGAAUGCGGCUACGUGCUCUUCCGCACAGAGGCCAACUGGCCCUACGCUGGCAACGCCCGCCCCUCGUGGCUCCCACCGCCUGCCCAGCGAGAUGACUUUUCAACAAAGUUUGAAGAAAAAAAAACCAAAGCGUUCAAGGUAUAUGUCUCGAGUCCACGGUAUGCAUCCAAAAGAGACCACGCGUCAGCUGAGCUUAGCUGUGAAAGAUGGUCUUAUUGUCGAGACGCUAACAGUGGGCUGCAAAGGCUCUAAAGCUGGUAUUGAGCAAGAAGGAUAUUGGUUGCCAGGAGAUGAGAUUGCCUACAGUACGCAGCCUUUCUCCAGGACAGCAACCCCAAACAAGGACUGGGAAACAGAAAAUCAUGACUGGUAUUGUUUUGAAUGCCAUUUGCCUGGAGAGGUGUUGAUAUGUGACCUGUGUUUUCGUGUGUAUCAUUCCAAGUGUUUGUCUGAUGAGUUCAGGCUUAGAGACAGCAGUAGUCACUGGCAGUGCCCAGUUUGCAGGAGCAUUAAGAAAAAAAAUACCAACAAACAGGAGAUGGGCACAUACCUGAGGUUCAUUGUCUCCCGCAUGAAGGAGAGGGCCAUUGAUCUUAAUAAAAAGGGGAAGGACAAUAAACAUCCAAUGUAUAGGAGACUGGUACAUUCAGCUGUUGACGUGCCCACCAUUCAGGAGAAAGUGAAUGAAGGGAAGUACCGAAGUUAUGAAGAGUUCAAAGCUGAUGCUCAACUACUUCUCCACAACACAGUGAUAUUCUAUGGAGCAGACAGUGAGCAAGCUGACAUUGCAAGGAUGCUAUAUAAAGACACAUGUCAUGAGCUUGAUGAACUACAGCUUUGCAAGAACUGCUUCUAUUUGUCAAAUGCACGUCCUGACAAUUGGUUUUGCUAUCCUUGUAUACCUAAUCAUGAGCUGGUUUGGGCUAAAAUGAAAGGUUUUGGAUUUUGGCCAGCCAAAGUCAUGCAAAAAGAGGACAAUCAAGUUGAUGUUCGCUUCUUUGGCCAUCACCACCAGAGAGCCUGGAUUCCUUCUGAAAACAUUCAAGACAUCACAGUCAACAUUCAUCGGCUGCAUGUGAAGCGCAGCAUGGGCUGGAAAAAGGCCUGUGAUGAGCUGGAGCUGCACCAGCGCUUCCUUCGUGAAGGGAGAUUUUGGAAAUCUAAGAACGAGGACCGAGGCGAGGAGGAGGCAGAAUCCAGCAUCUCCUCCACCAGCAACGAGCAACUGAAGGUCACCCAAGAACCAAGAGCAAAGAAAGGACGACGUAAUCAAAGUGUGGAACCCAAAAAGGAAGAACCAGAGCCUGAAACUGAAGCUGUAAGUUCUAGCCAGGAAAUUCCUACAAUGCCUCAGCCAAUCGAAAAAGUAUCGGUGUCAACUCAGACCAAGAAGUUAAGUGCCUCUUCACCAAGGAUGCUGCAUCGAAGCACCCAGACCAGCAGUGAUGGCAUCUGUCAGAGCAUGUGCCAUGACAAGUACACCAAAAUUUUCAAUGACUUUAAAGACCGAAUGAAAUCUGACCACAAACGAGAAACUGAGCGAGUUGUCCGAGAAGCUCUAGAAAAGCUACGUUCUGAAAUGGAAGAAGAAAAAAGACAAGCUGUAAAUAAAGCAGUAGCCAACAUGCAGGGUGAAAUGGACAGAAAAUGUAAGCAAGUAAAAGAAAAGUGUAAAGAAGAAUUUGUAGAAGAAAUCAAGAAGCUAGCAACACAGCACAAACAACUCAUUUCUCAGACCAAGAAAAAGCAGUGGUGCUACAACUGUGAAGAGGAGGCCAUGUACCACUGCUGCUGGAACACGUCCUACUGCUCCAUCAAGUGCCAGCAGGAGCACUGGCAUGCGGAACACAAGCGCACCUGUCGCCGGAAAAGAUGAAGCCGGUCCUCCCAGGAGAGCCACCCCAACCAUUACUCUUCUCAGACAAAGCGGUUUUUGUUUCCAAGAAGCCAAAAUUGUUUCGAAUUUGCUUCCCAUUUUGCACCAGCCUUUAAACACUUUUCGUGAAGAAAUUUUGCACAGUAGUUUCAAUGUUCUGUUAAUGCUCCUCCAGAGUUUUUCAAGGGGGCAAAAGUAACAUCAGUGGAGGGUAUUAUUUUAAAUAAAUUUUAAUUGAGAAUUUGUUGCAUUUUCAGCAAAUUUUAAAACAUUUUUAGGUUUUACAGAGAUUUUAACCUUUAAACAGCAGAUCUUAAAAAAAAAACAGGUGAAUACAAGUGAGUUUAACAAAGAAGCAUUUAGAAUAGAUCUGAAUGUAAGAACUACAGAACUGUUUCAGAAAUAAAACAUACUACCUUGAUGUGACAUUGA